Cladophialophora psammophila CBS 110553 is the source of this 687-nucleotide messenger RNA. RefSeq lists its product as uncharacterized. Gene Ontology annotation, molecular function: protein binding. NCBI's taxonomy places the organism in Eukaryota, Fungi, Ascomycota, Eurotiomycetes, Chaetothyriales, Herpotrichiellaceae. The record is from RefSeq and is a predicted model, not a curated record. The coding region runs from base 1 to 687 and encodes 228 amino acids. The transcript has 2 exons.
AUGGCACAGCCACAUCACACAGAUACUGGACUCCCUCCAGGAAUUCAGGAACCAAAACCAGUGGAAACUUCGGGUCCUCAAGCAAUAGAUGAGGACGCGGGGCGCGGAUCUCAAGCUACCGGCCGAGAAAAAGGCGUGGCUGUGGUAAAAGCCCUCAAAGUCGCUGCUGAGUUUGGCAUGACUGCGAAUGUUACUGACUUGCUCAAAACAUACCCUGAAUUGCGCUCCGCUGCCCAACGAGGCUGGUCUCCGCUUCAUGAAGCUCUCCAUGUAGCGUCAUAUUUCAAUCAAGACCAUGUUGUCGAGCUGUUGGUCAAUCAAUUUGCGGUCGCAGAAGUAAAAACAUUUAUCGACUUGCAGAACAAUAACCAAGAAACUGCUCUGCAUGUGGCAUCUGGAAACGGCGCUCGCGAGGUUGUUGAAUAUCUCAUUAGUAUCGGCGCUGACACAAUGGCGAAGGACAGAGACAAGAACACUCCGGCACAUCUUGCCUACAUUUCCGGUCAAUAUGGCGUGGCUCGUGUCAUCCUCGAUCCUACCCAACGGAAAACCCAUCACCUGCAUAGCCGAGCGGAACAUUGUCAAACAGAUCUGGUUAACGCAAAAAGGAAAGUAGGCGAGACCUUUCUCCAUCUGGCCGCCCAAAGAAUUCUCGAUCUGUCAUGCCAGCAAAAUAGUCCGUGGUGA